Molecule: messenger RNA, 378 nt
Organism: Pecten maximus
Lineage: Eukaryota; Metazoa; Mollusca; Bivalvia; Pectinida; Pectinidae
Product: FMRFamide-related peptides type HF-4-like
Exons: 1
Coding region: 1-378 (125 amino acids)
Source: RefSeq, a predicted model, not a curated record
AUGUACCUAGUGUCAGAGCAGAUCGACCCUUUCUCCAGUAUAAAACAGAUCGACCCUUUCUCCAGUAUAAAACAGAUUGACCCUUUCUCCAGUAUAAAACAGAUCGGCCCUUUCUCCAGUAUAAAACAGAUUGACCCUUUCUCCAGUAUAAAACAGAUCAACCCUUUCUCCAGUAUAAAACAGAUCGACCCUUUCUCCAGUAUAAAACAGAUCGACCCUUUCUCCAGUAUAAAACAGAUCGACCCUUUCUCCAGUAUAAAACAGAUUGACCCUUUCUCCAGUAUAAAACAGAUCAACCCUUUCUCCAGUAUAAAACAGAUCGACCCUUUCUCCAGUAUAAACAGAUCGACCCUUUCUCCAGUACAAAACAGCGUCUGA